AUGCAGGUUUCUACGCAUGCUGUUCAAGGAAAUUUCUGCCUUGGACUACAAAACCGUAGGCUAUUGCCGAGCUCUUUAGGUUUCGCUGUUAGCGAGGUUCGGAUGAAAAAAAGGACCAGUUGCUUCGGAAUUGGCCUAGACUCAAUUGCUAUGGGAGCAAGGGGGAAUGUUAGAAGUGUGUUCGGAUCAUCGGCCAAGGCCAGAUCAGUCAGGGCUCAAGCUUAUGAAGGAGAUGUUGAGGAUGUUCCACCUGCCAAAAUCCAAGUGAAAUCAUCUGGAACUGUUCUGCCAUAUGUUGGCGUUGCUUGUUUGGGGGCCAUUCUUUUUGGAUAUCAUCUAGGGGUGGUUAAUGGUGCUCUAGAGUAUCUUGCCAAGGAUCUCGGAAUUGCUGAAAACACUGUGUUGCAAGGUUGGGUGGUUAGCACACUUCUUGCUGGUGCCACUGUCGGUUCAUUCACUGGGGGUUCUUUGGCUGAUAAAUUUGGGCGAACAAAGACUUUUCUGUUGGAUGCAAUUCCACUUGCAGUUGGAGCAUUUCUUUGUGCCACUGCGCAGAACGUAGAGACAAUGAUAAUUGGUCGCUUGCUGGCUGGAAUUGGAAUUGGUAUAUCGUCUGCUAUUGUGCCACUUUAUAUAUCUGAGAUCUCACCAACUGAAAUCCGCGGAACACUUGGAUCUGUAAACCAGCUAUUUAUAUGUAUUGGGAUUCUGGCAGCAUUGGUAGCUGGAUUGCCAUUAGCUGGAAAUCCUUUGUGGUGGAGGACGAUGUUUGGUGUUGCGCUUGUUCCAUCCAUAUUAUUGGCACUUGGAAUGGCUUUUUCUCCUGAAAGCCCGCGGUGGCUUUAUCAGCAAGGGAAAAUUUCUGAAGCUGAAGUGUCCAUCAGAAAGCUAUAUGGAAAAGAAAGGGUUGCUGAGGUUAUGAGUGAUUUGGAUGCAGCAGCUCGAGGUUCCUCUGAACCAGAAGCUGGGUGGUUUGAUCUUUUCAGUAGCCGCUACUGGAAAGUUGUUAGCGUUGGUGCAGCUCUCUUCUUGUUCCAGCAGCUUGCUGGGAUAAAUGCCGUAGUAUAUUAUUCUACUUCAGUUUUCCGCAGUGCUGGAAUUACAUCUGAUGUUGCUGCCAGUGCUCUAGUUGGGGCGGCAAAUGUUUUUGGGACAACCAUUGCGUCCUCCUUGAUGGAUAAGCAAGGAAGGAAAAGUCUUCUGCUUACAAGCUUUGCUGGCAUGGCUGUUUCAAUGUUGCUGCUUUCCUUAACCUUCACUUGGAAGACUCUGGCACCAUAUGCAGGCACCCUUGCCGUUCUUGGCACUGUUCUUUAUGUAUUAUCCUUCUCUCUUGGUGCUGGUCCCGUACCUGCUCUUCUGCUUCCAGAGAUUUUCGCCUCUAGAAUUAGAGCAAAAGCAGUGGCAUUGUCUUUGGGCAUGCAUUGGAUAUCAAAUUUCGUCAUUGGCCUGUACUUCUUGAGCGUUGUAACUAAGUUUGGAAUAAGUACAGUGUACCUGGGAUUUGCAUCUGUUUGUCUUCUAGCAGUUAUGUACAUAGCAGGUAACGUCGUGGAAACGAAGGGACGAUCACUGGAGGAAAUAGAGCGUGCUCUUAAUCCAGCUACUUGA
Fraxinus pennsylvanica is the source of this 1611-nucleotide messenger RNA. NCBI's taxonomy places the organism in Eukaryota, Viridiplantae, Streptophyta, Magnoliopsida, Lamiales, Oleaceae. The record is from the annotation of a GenBank genome assembly.